This is a messenger RNA of Magnolia sinica, 1334 nucleotides long. RefSeq names its product PGR5-like protein 1B, chloroplastic. NCBI's taxonomy places the organism in Eukaryota, Viridiplantae, Streptophyta, Magnoliopsida, Magnoliales, Magnoliaceae. The record is from RefSeq and is a predicted model, not a curated record. Gene Ontology annotation, molecular function: oxidoreductase activity, acting on iron-sulfur proteins as donors. The transcript is spliced from 11 exons. The coding region runs from base 158 to 1132 and encodes 324 amino acids. Gene Ontology annotation, cellular component: chloroplast thylakoid membrane. Gene Ontology annotation, biological process: photosynthetic electron transport in photosystem I.
CUUUCCCUCCACACGUUUCUCCCUCCCUUAUCUUCCUCGCUUCCUCUCCCUCCCUCGAUGAUGCACCAGCCACUACCUUACUACCGACUCGUACCAGACCCAAACGCAGCUACCCAAAGCUCUCUUCCUCAACCGCUCCUUACUCCCACCAACGAAAAUGGUAGCAGAAUUAGGGCUUUCACUCCCUCCAUCUAUCACUCUCCGUACGCGCUCUCUCUCUCCAUCCUCUCUAUCCAAACCCUCCAUCUCUUCCUCCUCUUCUCCUAUCAGACCCCCCAUCCGUCGUGUCAGCCACUGCUUCUCGGUCCGUCGUAGGCUCUCUCUACUCCCUCAAAAGGCCGCUGAACAACAAGGCCAGGUCACAGAAGACGAGGUUGUUGACGGCAGAAUCUUGCAAUAUUGCAGCUUAGAUAAGAAGGAACAGAAGAAGUCAAUAGGAGAGAUGGAGCAGGAGUUUCUUCAAGCACUACAGUCAUUCUAUUAUGAUGGGAAAGCAAUCAUGUCUAAUGAGGAAUUUGAUAAUCUCAAGGAAGAACUGAUGUGGGAAGGAAGCAGUGUUGUCAUGCUAAGUUCAGAAGAACAAAAGUUUCUGGAAGCUUCGAUGGCUUACGCAUCUGGAAAUCCAAUCUUGACGGAUGCCGAAUUUGACCAGUUGAAGCUGAGACUAAAGCAAGAAGGGAGUGACAUUGUACAAGAAGGUCCACGAUGCAGUCUCCGCAGUAAAAAGGUUUACAGUGACUUGACUGUUGACUAUUUCAAGAUGUUCCUGUUAAAUGUGCCGGCUGCCGUUGUAGCGCUUACAUUGUUUUUCUUUCUAGACGACUUCACUGGAUUUGAAAUCACAUAUCUUUUGGAGCUGCCGGAGCCAUUCAGUUUCAUUUUCACAUGGUUUGCUGCUCUGCCUCUCAUUUUUUGGCUAGCAAAGGCAUUCACUGAUGUCAUCGUAAAAGAUUUUCUGAUCUUAAAGGGCCCAUGUCCUAACUGCGGUACGGAAAACGUCUCCUUCUUUGGAACCAUACUUUCGGUGCCUAGUGGCGGUUCUACAAAUACUGUUAAAUGCUCCAAUUGUGGCACCAAAUUACAAUAUGAUGCGGGAGUGCGCUUGAUUACAACAGAUGCAAGUGAAGCUUGAGUCAUGGAGGAUCCAUUUGUGAUGGGAGUGGGCUGCAAAGGGACGGCUGUAUGUAAUUUGAGAUUUGGGUCGUGUGUAUAUUUGUAAUGGAAGCAAAUAGGCUGGUAGUAUGUAUAGCUCAAUGGACACUGACUACAGCUGCACUGUUGUUAUGUGAGUCUAUAUAGUAAGAAAUCUAUAAGAGUUUCUCCUACAGGGCUCA